AUGGAUGAAAUUCAUGAUGAAAUCGCAAAGGAGCUUUCGCAAACCGAGUUCGCGUGCUCGACGCUCACUCGUUUAUCUGGCGGCACAGCAAACUUCGUGUACCGAGGCACCCUUGCGUCUACGGGCGAUUCAAUCGUCAUCAAACAUGCCAAGGAGUAUCUAGCCUCGAAUGAGAAUUUCAAACUCGAGAUUACACGAUGCGACCAUGAGAUAGCCAUCCUACAGGCCCUAGACAGCCUACCAGCCCUUUGGCAGGAUAAUGUGACAGUCAAAACACCGCGCAUGCUGUAUGCAAACCCAAAAACUCAUACACAAGUAUUAGAGGAUCUCCCCAACUCCAGUGAUCUCAAAUCAUUCCUCCUCUCGGGGGGUUCUGACUCCUUGUCGGAAGCUUCUGCGCUGGGUAUCGGUCGCGCACUGGGCUCAUGGCUGCGCUCACUUCAUACUUGGUCUGCCGAGAAGAAGCAGGGUGCGUCCGAGAAUUUCCGGCGCGAGAACAUACCCAUGCAGCAGCUCAAGUUCUAUGCCAACUACACCCUGUUGAUUGAAAGUGUCGACAACUUCCCCGCUCUUCUGGGGGAUUGCCGCAGCUUGUUUGAGGAGAUCCGUGAUGUCGCCGCAGUGGAACUAGAGAAGGAUGAUCAUACCAGUGAACAUGGAGUUAUCCAUGGAGACUUUUGGACGGGAAACGUUCUUGUUCAGAACAACUCCAAUGCAACAACGCUUUUCAUUGUUGAUUGGGAACUGUCGCAAGUUGGAGCUCGUGCAUUAGAUCUCGGCCAAAUGAUUGCUGAGCUAUACGAGACCAAGCUAUUCAAGAAUCUUGACAAUGGACUUCAGAUUAUACAGGGCUUCACAAAAGCCUAUGGUCCGAUCGAUGACGGGAUGGCUUACCGGACUGCGAUUCAUGUCGGUGUUCAUUUGAUUUGUUGGGGCAGCAGAGUUCCUGGGUGGGGAAGCCAAGAGCAGGUUGAGGAGGUGGUCAAGGUUGGCAGGGAUAUCAUUAUCCACGCGUGGAAGAAGGAUAAGACCUGGUUUAGAGAGGGACAACUGGGCUCCUUGAUCGCGAUUUGA
Penicillium salamii is the source of this 1074-nucleotide messenger RNA. NCBI's taxonomy places the organism in Eukaryota, Fungi, Ascomycota, Eurotiomycetes, Eurotiales, Aspergillaceae. The record is from the annotation of a GenBank genome assembly.